This is a messenger RNA of Colletotrichum destructivum, 5633 nucleotides long. RefSeq lists its product as uncharacterized. The coding region runs from base 354 to 1565 and encodes 403 amino acids. The record is from RefSeq and is a predicted model, not a curated record. The transcript is spliced from 7 exons. Lineage: Eukaryota; Fungi; Ascomycota; Sordariomycetes; Glomerellales; Glomerellaceae.
GCUCCAUUCACACCAAUCUUUAGAAUAAAGUCUCCCCCCCGUGCUGCCCUUCCCCCCUCCCCCCAUUCGCCGCUCCCGUUUCUUUCGUCUUCUAUUCGCCAUUUCGACUGGUCCGGUUGUUGAAAGUUCCGAUGAGCGGCGGUCAAUGGGCAGAAACGGCUCUUCAUAUUGCCAGCGUUAACAACUCAAAAUCUUUUGUCGGAAGUCUCUUCCAACCCGCCCUUUCUUUCUCCCCCUCCUCUUACUCCUCUCAUCUUCCUCCUUCUCCCUGCCUUGUCACCGGGGAUGAGGGCGAACCGCCAUAGUCGAGUCCUACGCGAUCGUCCGAGGAGAAUCGAACGUCCGGCAUCUCGAUGGCCGGAACGCUGGUGCCGCCGUGGUACGAGGCGUCCACGCCGACCAACGAGGAGCAGAACAUCGCCAGCAUGUUCUGGGGCUUCACGCUCGGCGUCGGGCUUUGGAGCGGCGUCAAGGGAUACCGGCAGAGCAAGGCCAACUGGAAGAGGACCCACCGGAUCAACACAUACGUCUGGCUCAUCUGGGCGGAGUGGAUGGCCAGCAUCGUCAUAGGCAUCGUUUCGUGGUGCUAUCUGACGGCUCUCAUCGGGCCAAGCUUCGAGUAUUUCUUCUUACUGCUCGUUCUCUGGAGCAUUCAAGUUCAAUGUCUGAUGCAAAUCAUCAUCAAUCGAAUUGCGAUCUUGAUGCCGAUCCCCGCCCACGCGACGCGGCUGAAAUGGGGCGUCUUCGCCGUCCUCCUCGCCGUCAACAUCAGCGUCUUCUGCAUCUGGAUCCCUGCGCGGCUUCAGAUCAGCAAGACCUACAUCCACAUCAACGAGAUCUGGGACCGCAUUGAGAAAGGGAUAUUCCUCAUCGUCGACGCCGGCCUCAACCUGACCUUCAUCUACCUCGUCAAGUCACGGCUGAUCGCCAGCGGCCUGACAAAGUACACGUCGCUCUUCCGGUUCAACCUGGCCAUGAUAGCGAUCUCCAUGUCACUCGAUAUAAUUCUCAUAGGACUCAUGUCCCUUCCAAACACAUUAAUUUACGCACAAUUUCACCCUCUCGCCUACCUCCUGAAGCUGCAUAUCGAGAUGGGCAUGGCGGAACUCAUCGCCAAGGUCGUCAAGGCCUCGCAUCCCAUGAGCCCGCACCUGGAAUCGCGGAGGGACAGCAACGAGAUUGCCCCCGACGCGAACCAACACCAGAAGUCGGUCUCCAAGUCGACAGGGUCGCGGAGGUUCUCGUCGUCCUACCUGGGCGGGCGGUGCGUGCUCGGCUCUACUACGGCGGACGCCGACGGGGGCGUCACGGAGCCAGAACGGUCUUUCGGCGGGCGGGCAGAUCCCCUCGCCCCCGAGCCCGAGCCCGAGUCUCAUGCGGAUGCGGUUUCCGGGCGGGCGGGGCCGACGGAAGAGGCCCUCAGCCGUCCGCGUUCGCUCUUCCGCCGCGCCACGGAGCCUGGCAACCUCGCGAGUCUGGAGAUGACGCCGCAGCCGAGAUCGGGCCGGCAGGACUCGAGCAGCACAGUGAAGGAUAAUGAUCAGGAAGUGACGUGGUACGUUUAACGAACCGGUUCGGGUUUUCGUGAUACCCAGGAGUUCAGGGGAAUGCAAAAAAAAAAGUGAAAAAGCGGUAUAAGGCAGUCUGGUCUCAAUACGUUAUAUAGACUCCCAACAGUGGAUAUAGGCAAGGGCGUAACACGGCGUCGUUUUUGGUUCUCAUUGAUAUAUAUCUUGGACUUGUCUCGGCUAGGUCGCGUGCGCAAGUUUUGGUCUCUCGUCGUCUCUUCGCUCAUCACGGAUAACCGGGGUUUCUACUUGAAUCGGUGCUUGCUGUGUCGUUCCAAAAACAAUGCAUCAUUUAUAAAGGACUACUUUUCCAACGUUCUAUUUGUUCAAGCGAGGGGCCCUCUCCGGGUCCCGCCAAUACAGGCACGCCUCCCUGCGGAUAUCGUCCUUCUCGACCUUCGUGCCGUUGUUGGGCUGGACGACGAGCUGCAGCGCGGGCUCCGAGUCGAGUCCGUACCCGGCGGGCUCGUAGUUGGGCCACUCGGGGCUGCCGGGGAACCGGUGCGUGUUCGGGUCGCCGGAGAGGACGAAGCUGGACAAGUAGCCGUGGUAGAUGUGGCUGACGUCCGGGUGCUGCACGACGGGCUCGUCCCAGGUGUACUUUGUGUCGGCGGUGUGCGGGAUGCCGCGCCACUCGGGCCACGAGUUGUUGGUGUUGAAGCGCAGCUUCCAGGUGGGCACGCCGGCGAGGGAGGCGCGGUAGGCCGUCUCCUGGCCCGGGCAGAUGUAGCCGUAGUCGCUCCAGGCGGCCGAGAGGCGGUUGUACUGGGUGCUGUUGGGGGAGUUGGCGAAGGGCGAGUCCGGGUGGGUGGCCGGGUCCGGGUAGAGGGCGGCGAGGAGGUCGAGGUCGGUGGCGUUGAGGGCGGGCGAGAUGUUGUGGAGGUAGUCGAGGAAUUCGUCGUUGGUCUCCUUGUCGCCGGCCAUGUAGUACUUGGCCUCAUCGGUGACGGUGGAGGUGAUGACGGGAACCUUGAAGAAGGUCUCGUCGUAGCCCGACUGCGAGCCGAACUUCUCGAGCAGGGGGCCGCCCUGCGUGGGCUGGAAGGGCCAGGUCAGGGCCGGGUCGUAGUCGUAGUAGAGCUUGGUGCUGAUGUUGCGGAUGGCGUCGAUGUCGGCGGCGCGGAGGCAGGCAAGGGUGGCGGCGUUGUCGGCCUCGUCGAUGGGGCACCCGAUGUAGGCCAUGUACUCCUCGAACUGCUUCUUGUAGAGCGGGUAGGUGGCGUUGGGGAACGCGCGGGCGGUGACGGAGCCGGACUGGUGGAUGGCCCGGGCGAAUAGGGGCUUGCCCUCGUCCUCGUCGUAGUUGUGGAAGUAGAGGAUGCCGACCGAGUGGCCGCCGGCGGAGCGGCCGCCGAUGGUGACGGCGUCCGGGUCGCCGCCAAAGGCGGCGAUGUGCUUCUGGACGAACUUGAGGAAGAAGUGCUGGUCGCGCAUGCCGAGGUUCAGCAGGCCCUCCUCCUCGAAGAGGGCCGAGGGCAGGAAGCCGAGCGAGUUGAUGCGGUAGUGGAAGUUGACGACGGUGAUGGGCUCCUUGGACGAGGCGGCGAAGGAGGCGCCGUCGAAGCUGCGGUAGCUGCCGGCGUAGAAGGCGCCGCCGUGGAUCCAGACGAGGACGGGCGUCUUCUGGUCGAGCGGGAUGCCGCGCGUCCGGUAGACGUUGAAGUUGAGGCAGGCCUCGUCCUGGGUGCUAACGUCGGUCGAGGUCGGGUCCUGGACGCACGUCUUGCCGUACCGGGUCGCCGGCUUCGUGCCGUUGAAGGGCGCCGGCCAGGAGACGGGCUUGAAGCGGCCCUCGCCGACUGGCUGCGUUGAGUAGUCGAUGCCCAGCCAGGCGUCGACGGGGGCAGGCAGGGCGCGGCCGCUGAGGGUCGAGUUGACGACGGUUCCGGAGAACUUGCCGUAGCCGCUGAGCUCGACGGGGUUGUACGCCGCGGCCGCGGCGGCCGGCGCGAGGACGACCUGGGACGCGGCGAAGAGCGGGAAGGACGUGGAGAGCUUCAUGCUGGGCAACGUGCUCGAUCCCUCGUCUCUGGGUGGUUCUGCUGCUUCUGCUGCUACUGCUUGACCGCAAGAGAUGGUGGUGAAGAGGAAACACGCGAGAACAGCGCAGCACCGGCCAUCGCGGAGCUUUAAACGCAUCUUGAAAUGCAAUCGCUGGUCCCCCCUCUUCUCGUCUCUCUCUUUCUGACCCUCUCGCUCUCUCCGCUCUUUGCUAUCAGCUUGACAAUUUCCCGGCGACCCGCUCAGAAAACGACCCUUUACCGACUGGCGGAGACAAGUCCAAGCCGGUUUACAGCAUUGAUCGGUAGAGAUGAGGGUAAAGAGAAGGCCGAAUCCCUGACUCAGGCGUCUCCAGGGCGGAGAAAUCCCAAGCGACCGAGGGGUCCACAACCUCACAAGCACGCUAGAUUCGUGCAGAUCGAUGUAAUUCUGCCCAGGAAGGGGGAGGGAAACAGGUCGGGGUCCCUCCGAUGUCGUCGGCUUUCAUUUCUGGCAUCCGGAUGCCCCCGGAAGGCCGUUCUAGGUGACAAACAUUCAAUGGACAAUGGUUGGCGGGAGGAGAGGUAAAGUGAUAAGAAGCCAACAUGACUAAAUCUCUUAACGAGACGCUCAACGAGGGGUCCCCGCAACGUUAUCCUUGGUCGAUGCCGAUGGGGUCCCAGCCUCCCUCCCACGCUAGGUCGUUCGUGUUUGUGGGGUUGACGAUGGCUGUGUUUUGCAACAAUGGGGAGAUCGGAGGCGAUAAAGACGCGAGAUAACCCAGAUAUCCGCCAUCCGUGAGCGUCUUCCGUGAUCCGAUAUCUUUCCUCGUCCUCAAACUCGCAAUCGCUCUCACCAUCCGUUGUCUCUGACCGUACGGAUAGAUAGACCAUAGGGGAAGGGGAUGAGUAGGGGGGGGAGGAGUCCGUGGGCGCAGGCUUUAAUGUUUUGACAACGGUUAAGCGUAAUGCCGGUCUCGGAGUAAAGCAACUGGGGGCCCUCCCCCAUUGGCCAAUUGAUGCCAGCGGGCUUCUCCGUCAUGAAUGGGGCUCAAGGUGUUUUGUUUUCUCUCGUCUAUCUAGCCAGUCAUCUCAUCGUCCUCGUCAUCAUCGUCAUUCCCGAGCGCCGCCUCGAUGGCCGCCGCACGCGUCCUCUCGACGGCCUGGACGAACUCCUCCCUGAGGAACGCAUCCGGCCACCCGUACUCUGCGUACAGCCUUCUCACCUGGCCCUCCUCGGUGUACUCCUCCACGACUCUGGCCUCCCACUUGCCGGAGCGGGGCGCCGGGACCACCUCCAAGUUGCCGACCUGGGCGUAGAUCUUGUCAAAGUAGGCCUGAAUGGGCAUCGGGUCGACGGCGAGCCACUGCCGGUCCUCGGGGACCUGGUCUUCGCUCUUGUCGAACUCGGUGCCGUAAGGAUAAAUGCAUCCUUUGGGGCAUUAGUGAGCGGAAGAUCAAGGGGGAGUGAGUGAUUGAGUGAGUGAGAAAUAAAGAGAACAGUGUGAAAAUGAAAAACAAACGAAGGAAAAAAAGCCCGUGGUCGCAACUCGCAAACCCCGUCAACUAACCUUCCUUGGUGUCAAUCAACCACCAAGUGCCUUCGUCUGCGUGCGUCAACGACACCAUGUCCGCCGGCACGGGCCCGUCAAACGGCGCGAACCCGAGAUCCAGGAGCGGCGUCGUGCCGAGAUCCUCCCCCGGGUUGCCGCCGAACCACCGCCCGCCGCGCAGGUACCGGAGAGGGAACGUCUCGGUGUAGACCUCGACGGGGUCCGCGUCCUCGUUCUCGCGGACGUAGGGGAUGUGCCGCAGCAGGUCGAUCACGGCCUCGGAGCGGCCCAUGGCCCGGAGCGCGUCGACGCGGAGCUCCGAGUCGGCCCAGCCGGCGGCGGGGGGCAGCUCGACGGCCGAGAUGUCCAUGUAGCCCAUGCGCACCAGCAGCUCGUAAUGCCUCUUGAGGCAGUUGACGACGACAUCUCGAUUGUAGGCUGACAUUUUACAAUAAUUUUGGAUCAGGAAUUCUUCACCGGGCGUGUACAAAGUUUGUUCUGGCGAGGCGAGGACGGAGUGCGAUGAGGAUGGG